Messenger RNA from Mucor mucedo, 515 nucleotides. RefSeq names its product SCP2 sterol-binding domain-containing protein. The record is from RefSeq and is a predicted model, not a curated record. Bases 8 to 397 code for a protein of 129 amino acids. The transcript has 2 exons. Gene Ontology annotation, cellular component: cytosol. Lineage: Eukaryota; Fungi; Mucoromycota; Mucoromycetes; Mucorales; Mucoraceae.
CAAAUAAAUGUCUGAUAUUGUAGUCCCUGGUUUCAAGAGCUCCGAGCUCAUUGCCGAAUUGAACAAAGCUUUCGAAGGGUUCAGUGAUGAAGAAAGAGCAAAGAUGAUCAAGCAGGUCAACGGUGUCUUCCAAUUUGUUAUUAAGAAUUCCGAAGGAAAGGAAGAAGUUUUCACUGUUGAUGUCAAGAAGGAAGGAAAGGUUGUUCGUGGCAAGGGUAGUGUCAAAGCUGAUGCUAUCUUGUCCUUAAAGGAUGCUGAUUUUGUCGAUUUGGCCACUGGCAAGUUAAACGGUCAAAAGGCAUAUAUGAGUGGCAAGCUUAAGGUCAAAGGUCAAAUUAUGCUCGCCAUGAAGCUCGACAAUGUCUUCAAGGCUGUCAACCCUACUGCUAAACUUUAAAAAAUGUACCAUAUCAUCUAUCGUUUCUUUAAACACUCUAUUAUUCCAAAUUGGCUCUGUAACGACAAUAAAUAAAUUAAAAAGCGGAGACAGGCUUUCUCUUUUUUGUUUAAAAAAA